AUGUCGACCUCGCCGACCUCCCUCGAGCGCACCCCGUCCUCGCUCGACGAGAAGUUGCCCAUCGAAGCUGGUGCGCCGGCAGUCGAGGCGCAAGGAGGACAGAAGCGCAGCUGGUACCGCUCGCCGCUGUGCCAGGUCAACAUCGUCGGCGCGUGCGCCUUUCUCUCGCCAGGCCUGUGGAACUCGAUGAAUUCACUCGGCGCAGGUGGUGGACAGGAGCCAUGGCUCGCCAAUGCCGCCAACUCGAUCGUCUUUGGUCUCAUGGUCCUCACGUGCCUCCUCGGCUCGUCCAUCACAACCGUCACGGGCUACCGCUGGGCGCUCUGCCUCGGCGCCAUGGGCUACGCUCCCUACGCCGGCGGCCUCGUCUACAACCUCAACACGGGCGCGACCUGGCUCGUCUACCUCGGCUCGGUCACCUGCGGCUUGAGCGCCGGCCUCUUCUGGAGCGUCGAGGGCGCUAUCGCGUUGGGCUACCCGGACCCGUCGCAGCGCGGCAUCUUUCUCGCCAUCUGGCUCGCAUGGCGCAAUGCGGGCCAGAUCCUCGGCGGCGCCAUCAACCUCGGGCUCAACGCCAAGGGGAACAAGAUCGGCGCCAUCUCGCAAGUGACCUACUACGUCUUCAUCGCGCUGCAGUGCGUCGCGCCGCUCGUCGCCAUGUUCCUCGUCAACCCCUCCCAGGUGCAGCGCAAGGACGGAAAGCCGGUGAAAAUGGAGGAGCAUAUCGGGUUCUUGAACGAGAUGCGCGAGAUGUGGGCCCUGAUGUGCCGGCGCGAGGUUCUGUGGCUGCUCCCGAUCUCGCUGUACGCGCAGUGGACGUCGCCGUACAUCAACAGCUUCCUCUCCCUCUACUUCACCGUGCGGGCCCGCGCCCUCGGCUCUCUCGUCAUCGCCAUCCUCGGCGUCGUCUUCAACUUUGCGCUUGGCGCGUUCUUGGACAACGAGCGCUUCACAAAGAAGUUUCGCGCGCGUGCCUCAUACCUCAUGAUCAUGGUCAGCCUCGGCGGCGUCUGGAUCUGGGCGACCGUCAUCCAGUUGCGUUUCCUCGACCACAAGCCGAGGCUGGACUGGACCGACGGGCAGCGCUUUGCCGAGGCGUGGAUGCUCUACGUCCUUUUCUACAUCACCUACUUCACGCUUCAGAACAACCUGUACUGGGUCAUCGCGUCGACGGCCCGAGCGCCGCACGAGCUCAUCCGCCUGUCGUCGUUCCUUCGAGGCGCCGAAAGCGCCGGGUCGGCGUGCGGGUACGCCCUCACGGCGUCCAAGAACCUUCCGCUCACGGUGCCGCUCUCGAUCGACUUUGCGCUGUGGGGCGUCGCCAUCACGACGGCGUGGAUGACGGUCAAGGAGGUGGGCGUGUCGCUCGGGAUCAGGGAGGCCGAGGAGGAGGAGUAG
This is a messenger RNA of Rhodotorula graminis WP1, 1398 nucleotides long. RefSeq lists its product as uncharacterized. The record is from RefSeq and is a predicted model, not a curated record. Gene Ontology annotation, molecular function: transmembrane transporter activity. Bases 1 to 1398 code for a protein of 465 amino acids. The transcript has 11 exons. NCBI's taxonomy places the organism in Eukaryota, Fungi, Basidiomycota, Microbotryomycetes, Sporidiobolales, Sporidiobolaceae. Gene Ontology annotation, biological process: transmembrane transport.